CUCUAAAUGUUUCAAGGAUUCAGUCUAUAGUCUUUAUUAAGACCUUGUCCGUAAAACUUUCCACUCUCCACACAUCGCGCUCUCCAUUAUACAUGAAUUCUCUCCACUUUUUACACACACUUUUCGCUCUACAAGAAUUAUCUCCAUUCUCAACGUGCUCAGCACUCCUCUCUACAAGAAUUUUCUCCACUUUCUGCACUCUCAACCCUCUACACACUACACUCUCCACUCUACAAGAAUUCUUUCUACUCUGUCUUCACUCUCGCUAAACUCUUCAUUUCCAUUCUACAAAAAUUCUCUCCACUGUUUGCAGUCUUCACUUUCUACACACUACACACUGCUCUCGGCUCUGCCUAAACUCUCCACUUUUUCUUAACUCGUUACUCUCCACUAUACAUGAAUUCUCUCUGCUGUCUGCAACCUUUUACACACUACACUCUUUGCUCUACAAGAAUUAUGUCUACUCUGUAUAAGCUAAACUCUACAAGAAUUCUCUACACUCGUUCUAAAUUCGCUAGUUUUCACUUUGUAAAAGAUUUCAUACACUGCCUACAGUCUCCAUUCCUAUUCUCUCAACUUUGUUCUCCAUUAUCAACUUUUCACUCUUUACUCUCCACUCUCUAUUCUCCACGCUCUACUUUCUACUCCCUACACUCCACUCUCUACUCUCCACUCUAUAUUCUCUACUCUUCACUACCCACUCUCUACACUCCACUCUCUACACUCCACUCUCUACUCUUCACUACCCACUCUCUACACUCCACUCUCUACUCUCUACUACCCACUCUCUACACUCCGCUCUCUAUUCUCUACUCUCCACUGUCUCCACUCUCUCCAAUCGUAUAACUCUUUGCUCUCACACAGAACUCGCUUCAAGUUUGUUCGGUUUUUGUAUUGUACUGAGUUAAAAAGUCACUAAAAAUUUGAACUAAUCACGUGUGUUCGGGGGAGGCGCCGCAGUUGCAUGUUGCAUGUGGCGCAUGUGGCAAGUCGCGUGUCGCGUGCAAGUCGCUGAAAUGUGUCGCAGCGAAAGUGCAACAUUAAUGAGCAAGCAACGAGAGCAAUAAUAAAGUCAACAGCAGCUGGAAAAGGAGAAUAAGGAAACAUCGAAGAAGUCGACGAGGUGGAGGAGGCAAAGGAGAAGGAGAAGGGGGGCAGGCAGGGAGAGGAAAAGAAGCGAAGGAUCGAUAGCGAAUACGAAUUAGGAAAUAAACCAAGAUCAACAACAGCAGCUGGGCCAGGCACCGAUGUAGUCAACGCAACGUCGCCCGCCGCCAGAUGAUCGAAUGGUGGUGAUCCUUCUACUGUCGCCAUGCACAUGCAGCAGCAGCCAAGCGAGCAGCAGCAGCAGCAGCAGCAACCACCACCACCGUCACAUAGUCCCACCCGAAAUCCAUGCACACGAGCACAACCACAAUCACAGCAACAGCAACAGCAACCACAACCAUCACAGCAGCAGCCACAACAACUGCAGCCAGAGCAGCAACGAGAGCAAUCGAAGUGGAAGCGGAAGCAGCAAUGGAGGCAACGUCUCAUCAUCGGCUUCUACGGGUGACACUGCGAUCCCGGCGAGCACAUUCUACAGAACAGCACAGAGCACACACUUCACACUCCACAACUGGCCUAGUCAUAGUCAUAUUAGCUAUCAGCCAACAACAGCGGCGAAUGCUGUGCCGAAGCCGCCGCGCAGCUAUGCCUACGCCCCCUUUAGCCACGCCCACGCCCACGCCCCUGCACCGAUUGUGUUCCGCAUCUAUGGAGCACAAGAACAACAAUAUUCUCUGCCAGCUACAGCUACAGCAACGAGCCUGCCACAUUCACAACCAACAACAACAAAUACUAAUAACAAACAUCAUCAUCAUCAUAAUCAUCAAAAGCGAAAUCGUCGUCGCAUUGGCAGCACUGGCAACGGCCCUGCCACUGGCUACAGCAGCGCUGCCAACUUUCCCACCACUACUAACAGUGCCGUCGAUUAUGUGCGUCACGUGACACGCGUUAAUUUCUACGACGUUGAUACUUCGCAGGUCGGAUACGAGCCCAAAGAUGAUGACGAUGGCAACAACGAGGCGGCAACGGCAACUGCAACCGAUUGCGAUACAGAAGCUAUAACCAAAGAAGAGGAAUGGAUAACGAAGCGAAAAACCGAGCUAACGACAACGAGACAAAUCGAGACGCGGGUGAAGCGACAGGUGAAGCUGCAGGAUGGCAAAGUGAUCGAGGACUCCGGUCCCAUAGUGUCCACCAACACGACCGAGGACACAGACAAGCAGGAAACAGAGACAACGGAGAAGCGGGACUUGGGACUGCCAGAUGAGUUGGAUGGGAACGCACAGCUGAUUGAUGCAGCUGCGUUGGAAGCGAGCGCCGUCAACGAAUCGCAGCUGGCUCAGCUGCAGGAAUCGUUUGGCGUGGGCGGUGAAGGCGGGGCGGGGCAAGGUGGGAAGCUGGUGAAGCGCAUGGUGCCGCGUCCAGUCGAUGGGCUGGUGCGCCAGGUCGACGACAAGCGCGUCAUAUCGCAUGAGGAGAUCAAGGACUAUCACGAGACGCAGGAUGUGAGGCACCUGGGCGACUUUACCGAUGAGACGUACGUGAAGGCAGUGCGCGAGGGUGUCAAGGAUCUAGAGGCGGUGCUCUGCUCCCCGGAGAGUCAGCAGCAACUGGUGGCGCUCGGACCGCAGUUGGUGGCGAACACAAGUGCGUCGCGCAAAACCAUCGACUCGGAGGACACACAAAAACGUUGUCUGGCCCAAGAGGACGGCACUUUGGUAACGGAGAGCAAACGCACGACAGAACACGAGCUCAUACUUGAAGGCGACGAAGCGGAAGACGAACAGGAAGCAACGGGCAAUGCACAGUUGAGCACAAAGGCACAAAACGCGACGGUGACAGCGAGCCAAAGGUAUUUCAAGCAACGCGACGAGCAGCAUGUCGAUCUGCUAGACAGCGACGGCAAACUGGUGGCCACCGAGAUGCGCUACGCGGCGGAGACAACGCAAAUGGACAAGGAUGGCUCGCUGGAGCGUCCGGGCGACUGGGACAGUCUCUCCGAUCGCAUGCGCAAGCUGCGACGCACCCAGCAACAGCAACAACAGAAGGAGGUGGCACUGCUGGCGGAUCGCAAAGAUGCGCUGACCAAGCGACCCCUGGACUUUGAUCGCGAGGAGGAGACGCGCAAGGGCGAGACCAUGAAAUGGCUGGAGUCGCACUUUGGCAGCGAGUCGACAGCGUCGAACGAUUCACGUGACGACGAGGCAACGCGGGACGUGGACGCGGAUGUAGAGCCCACGAAGAAGAGCUACUUCAAUGUGACGAUUAAGUCGCAGAGUCAACUGCCAGUGAGCGGUCACAAUGCAACUGUGCCGCUCACCCACACUUUGCCGCGCAGCGCCGAACGAGAACGGGAGCGCGAAAGGGAACGUGAUCGGGAGCGAGAGAGGGAGCGCGAUAGAGAGCGAGAACGCGAACGGGAACGCUUGCCCAGUACACUCGAUCGGAAGUAUCUAAAGGAUCCCGGGUUGGCGGGACGAGGGGGGAAGUUCUAUCAGGGCAUCUCGAACUGGGCGGAACGUCAGGAACCCGCCUCGAAUGUGAAUCACUUUUCGUCGCAGGCAUUUCGCGAGGAUCUCCAGGAGACCAUACGUCGCAACGGGCUGAAGAAGAAGCUGAGUGGAGGAGGUGGAGCUCCGCCCGAUGUGGUGGCAGCCACAGCGAACGAUAGCUAUGUGAGUCGAGAGGAUAUACUGCAACAGAAGCGUCAGAGCUUGUCCUCGCAAUUCCUGGCGCGUUCUACACGCGGCUCACGCGAUGCCCUCGACGAUUUGGAUGCCAUACCGGGUCUGGGACUCGGCCCAGCCCCAGGACCCGUAGCUGGUCGCGUUCCCGCUGCGGCUGCUUAUGCUCCGCGAGCUGUUGAGGAGCCGUCACACAAGCGUGUUGCCUACGGACAUGCGCACGGACACGGACGCAGCAGCAGCAAUCCCAUCAUCAACGGCCAUGCACCGUCCAGUAACAACAGCAACAAUGUGGGACGGGGAAAGAGCUACGAGCGGGGUAGCGAACAGUUUGCGCCGAGCAGCAGCAGCAACAGCAACCUGGGACGACCCACAGUACCGCAGCGUCGACGUGCCAUCGAAAAGAAGCUCGGAGAGCUGCAACAUGGCUCGAAGGUUGUGGGACCGUCCACAACGGGAGCACAGUUGGAACCACCGCCGGAUUAUUCGCCGCCACCGCGCAGUCGCAGUCGGAGCUCUUCGCCGCAGGUGGAUUAUGUGGUAAAUCGCGUCAGGCCGCCGGUUGCACCGCAGCUGGAGCCGCCGUCUGGUGUGACCAUGACACUGAAUCGCAAGCAACAGCAACGCACACGCUUUGCACCCACCUCCAGCUAUCCGCCUGCCGUCGCCGCCGUUGCACCGGUCCCGACAGCGGCCUCCUCGUUGAAUGGCAUGCGACCGACGGCGGCUUCUACGUCGAAUCUGUCCACGCUGAGUGCCAGCAAACCGAGCAAAAUGGGUCAGGUGAUUGGCAACUCGUUGCGCAAGCUGGUGAGCAAAAUCCGCUCGGCGAGUGCUGAGCGCAAGUUCCGCAUGAAGUCAGCGGCCAGCAAGUCCCGCGAACAAUCCCCGGCGGGCGGCAAUCGUGGCGGGUUGGGAGAACCGGGCACGCCCAACGGAGCAGCGGUUAAUCAGACAACCUAUCAGCAGUACAAUGUGAUCGACGGACACAUCGGUGGUGUGGGCACGAACGGAUUGAUGCGUCACAGCAGCAACGAAUCGGAUGGAUCGUUGAGCGAUCAGCAGCGACAGCCGCUCAAGCAGGAGACAGCGCUGCGUGGCCGCUCGGCAGAUCCGCAACUCCAGCAGCAGCAGUCGCAGGAGCAGUUGAUAAGUCCGCGACAGCGUUACUAUCUCGGUGAGGAUCCCUACUCGAGCACGCUUUAUGGUAAGGAGAACAUCUACGAGCGCCAUGGGAAUGCAGCUCAGGCGCACGGACGCGCUCGCCAACGUUCCCUCGAGCCACGCUACGAGCAACAGCAGCUGCAGCGGGAAAGGGAACGAGAGAGGGAGAGAGAAAGGGAACGCGAAAGGGAACGGGAGCGCGAACGUGAGCGAGAGCAGGAGGAUGAGGAUGAUUACUACGAGUCGAGAGCGUUGCCAGUGAGCUCGACAACGCAUACGCUGGGACGCUAUCAGAAGCACAGUCAACGCUUCAGCGGCUCCACACCGAACCUGAAUGCGCAGCAGGAUUAUCGCUCGGCUCAGACGUUGCCGCGCAAGCUGCACGAGUCGGGACACCAAAUGCAACGACAACAGCAGCAGCAACAGCCGCGUUACAAUCAAACCACAACGCUGGAGAAGAGCAAUCGCGGCAUCUACAGCGUUGCACCGGCUCCCAUGCGACCACAGCAACAGUCACAGCAACAGCAGCAGCAACAGCUUGAUGCGGCGAUUCAGGGACCUGCAAAGCCAGCGCGGACUUAUGCCAAAGUGCUGAAUCGCAGCAAGAGCUUCAAUGUGCACGGCAUGAAUGGCAGCAACGAUCCUAGUCCCAUCUACAUCGAGAAGCUGACGAGGAACAACUAUAGCAAUGGCUACGCCAGCAGCGGACGCCAGUUGCCCCCUGCAACGCAGUUCCAACAGCAGCAACCGCAACAAUCGGAAGCGUACAAAUCGAAUCCGCAUCUCUUUUCCAGCGGCAAGGAUAAUUCACUGAAGAGUGGCCUCAAAAGUCCCUCGAUUGUGAAUUUGAUCAGUCGCAGUCAAAAGGAUCUAAGCAAAAUCACCGCUAACGAUGAGGAUCUCUAUCAGGAGGACAGAAAACGCGAGCGCGAGCAACAGCAACAACUUUAUAUGCGGGCUCCCGAUCUCUAUCGUGUGAUGCAUGGCGGGGUUGAGGAGGAUUACGCUAGAUCACCCAAGUAUGCGUUGCAGGCAAAGUAUUCCCUGGACUCGCGCUCUCCCCCAGCCGUUGAGCUCAACAAGGACACGGCGAGCAUUGUGCGGCAACAGCAGCAGCAUCCACAGCAUCAUCCACAGCAGCUGCGUCGCGGCUCUGGCGCCACCAUCAUCGAGCUGCGCAAUCGCAAGUGAAACGCAGAACAAGUCUCCACUCUCCACAACUCUCCGCAGUUACUCGACUCUCGGCUUUAGUUUCAUUUGACAAGCUGCAAAUCAAAAUGAAAGGCCCCAGGAUACAAAAUAAGCACCCAACAGCAUUGCAGUCGUCAUCAUUAUUAUUAUCAUCAUGAUUAUCAUUAUUAUUAUUAUUAUUAUUAUUUUUUGUUGCCUCUGCUGCCACACCUGACACACGCCCCUUUCUUCCAUCAUAUUCUAUAUAUGUGUUUUUUUUUGGUUUUUUUUUACUAAUUGUAACAAUUUAAUUGUAACUUUUGUUGUAUAGUUAAACGUUAAACACUUGAAACUAAUUAAUUAAUUUGCAUAUAAUUAUGAAUUAAUUGUCGCCUCCCCCUUCCCCUACUUACCUACUACAAACCUAAUAUGUACUUAUAUCUACUAUAUAUAUUUAUAUAUAUAUGUAAAAUUUCAAAAAUGGGAAAAACAAAAACAAAAACAAACAAGGAGUAAAACAAACAUAAUUUACACAUUUAAUAAUAAUUUGCUUAAUAAUACAACCAAUUCCAAUUACAAAAAUUAUAAUAAACAAACAACAUAAAGUGCCAAAAUAAAUA
Drosophila nasuta is the source of this 6685-nucleotide messenger RNA. It is a transcript of the gene chas, whose product is annotated as chascon. Gene Ontology annotation, molecular function: transcription factor binding; transcription coactivator activity. Gene Ontology annotation, biological process: positive regulation of transcription by RNA polymerase II. The transcript is spliced from 5 exons. The record is from RefSeq and is a predicted model, not a curated record. NCBI's taxonomy places the organism in Eukaryota, Metazoa, Arthropoda, Insecta, Diptera, Drosophilidae. Gene Ontology annotation, cellular component: mediator complex. The coding region runs from base 1287 to 6086 and encodes 1599 amino acids.